UACGGGUCACGUCGCGCGCGCAGCGCCAGAGUUCGACGAUCAGUCCGCGCGAGACGCUUCAAGUGCAAAGAUCGUUCUCUUUCGCGAUCGCGAUCGCGAUCCUUUAUCUUUUUAUUUUAUCUUCGUGAGAUAGUUCGCCGGCGUUUCAUCGGAUUUUGUGUCUGACGAGUAAUCAUUAAUACGAACAAACAGACAUACAGAGAGAGAGAGAGAGAGAGAGAGAGAGAGGCAGACAGAGCAACGUUAAUCACGCUGCUACGAUUAAGUUAAAAUUCGUGAAAUGGUGAUAGGAACGUUACCUAACAUAUCAUUGACCAUGCCGUCGGGAAGGAAAAUCCCACGAGUCUGCAGUUUGACGGUGUACGACGUCGAUUCUCGUGUGUCGCAAAUAGAAGAAAAUCCUGGCCUGAUCGAUGGCACCUCGUCGUCGAAUGAAAACAGCAGUACGGAAAAUUCUUCUUCAGGACACUCGCCAUUGGACAGUCCAAGUGGUAUCAGAGAAAGAAUCAAACGAAUGCAAGUCGAAGCCGAAAUUCGACGGGACGAAUUUGCUAGGUUAUUGGAAGAACAUGCUCAGGUCGUAAGAAAAUUAAAAAUGAUGGAGGCAGAAGAACAGCUAUCGUCGACGCACGUCGAUGGUACUACUGCUACUGGAACUGGAACUGGAACUGUAGUUGCUAGUACGCAUGCGUGAUUCCACCCGAUUCCUCACGAUUCCGCCCGACUCAGCGCGAUUCCGCCCGAUUCCGCGCGUCGAACAAAUUCUCUUUUUAUACUCACAAUUAUUAGAUAUAUAUAUAUAUAUGAAUAUAUACGUACAUAUAUAUAUAUUUAUAUAUAUAUAUGAUAUAUCUAGGACAUGUAUAUAAGAAUUUUUUUCCUUUAUCUUUUCGUUUCUCUUUCCUUUAUUUUUGUUUCAUUUUUAUUUCGUUUGGUUUUGCAUUUCUUCUUCGAAUAGAUAUAGAGAAUUCUUUUUAUAGUCUUUGCGGCGCACAUAGAAAAUAAUAAAUACAAUAAAAUAAUCGAUCGAUUUUGUCGAGUAAAUGUCAAAUAAUUGACGACUUCAUCCACCGUUUCCAUUCUAUAGUUAUCGUCGGUUUAUAGAGAAACGUACAUAACCUUCGAAUCACGAGGUUUAUUAGAGCAAAAAUAUCUACAUGUGUAUAUAUAUAUAUAUAUAUACGUAUCUACAUAUGGAUGUAUAUCUACACGUCUCUCUCUUUCUCUCUCUCUCUCUCUCUCUCUCUCUCUCUCCGCAAUAUUUUCUUUUCUCUUCUCUUAUUCUCCAGUGGAAAAAUAACUUUGAUAGUAAAAUCGCAUCGUAAUGAAGUAAGGAUUGUAUCGUAGGAAAAAAAAAAAGAAAAGAAAUACGAAGACGAUUUCGUUUUGACGACAGUCCUCUGAGAAAAAGAAAAAUAAUUUAGUGUAAUAAUUGUGACAAUAAUGAACGAUUACUUACGAUGCGUAGUAUAGAAAGAAAAGAAGAAAGACAGAAAAAAAGUAAUAAAUAAAAGUAAAUAAAUAAACAAUAACAAAUAUAUAUAUAUAUAUAUAUAUGUUCACAGAGAGUAGUGAGAAUUUUUGAAGAAAAACUCCAAUCCAUUAAACGCGUUAGCUAACAAAGUGGAAACGGUUGGCCUAAGCGUAGUACAAAUUUUUCAACUAGAAAAAAAUCUUAUUACAAGAAGAAAAAAAAAAAAAAGAAAGAAAAAAGAGGCUGAUAUAAAACAAGAAUGAGAGAAUAUUUCUAUCGUUCGAGAUAUCUAAAAAAAAAGAAAAAAAAAGAAAAGAAAAGAUAUCUGAAGAUCGAUAGAAAAAGAUUAUGAAGACGAAUAAAAAGAUGACGAAGUCGAAUAAAAAGAAAAAAAUGACGAAUGGUCCUUUCGAUGUCAAAUCGAACGAGAUAUACAUCGGCUCUCGUAUAUAGAAUUUCAUGAUGCGCAAUACGACCAUAUAUCUAUCUAUGCAUCUGCGGUAUUUAAUAACGUAGAAAAUUCAGUGUUCCAAAGUGUAAAUUAGUUUUCUAUAUUGAUAUCUACGUAAUAUUAAUUAAUGAAAUACAGGCCUAUCGCUAUAAGUAGGAACAGAUAUUUGCGAUACUCUUGUACAUAUAUAGAUUCCUUUGUACGAUAUACUUUAUUAUAUAUAUAAUAUAUAUAUAUAUAUAUAUAUAUAUUAUAUAUUAAAUAUAUAUUAUAUAAUAAUAUAAUAUUAAAUAUAUAUUAUAAAUAAUGUAAGAUAACAUUUCUGCGCGAAAAACGAAACAAUGGAAAGUGAUAUAUAUAUAUAUAUAUAUAUAUAUAUAUAUAUAUAUAUAUAUAUAUGUCGCUUGCUGGUAACUAAAAUACGAAGUAAGGAGUCGUCAUUUAUCCUGAUCAUUUGUAUAUAUGUGCGUGUAUAUAUAUAUAUAUAUAUUAUACAGUACAUAUAUACAAAUUGAAUCAAUUAUCCUUGGCUACAAUAUACGUAGGUAUUAAUAAAUGUGUUUACGCAUUAGAAAACCUCAAGUGUAAUAAUAGAAAGAAAAAAAAAUAAAUAAAUAAAAAACUAAAAAGUUAAAUAAAUACAUAAAAAAAAGUACAGAGAUUAGAUUCGCAUCUAACAAUAAGUAAAGGCAACGAGAUAUUAUUGUAUGAAAGAAAAAAGGAAAAAGAAAAAAAAAAAAGAUAGAAAAGAAAUUGUAAUUACGAUAUAACAUGCUAAGUAAUUAGUCACUAUUGCCUGUCAUUAUGUUACGAAUAUUAUGAAUACCACUUGCGAGUCGUAAGGUUUGAUAAAGUUUCAAAAUUUGUAUUUUCUUAUCUUAUUUAGAUCAGGGAUCUUGUGGUCUUUUUCUUUUUUGCUUUUUUUUUUUCUUUUUUCUUUUUCUUUAAUACACUAUAUCCAUUUAGUAUGCUAUGGUAUCUUUAUAAUUUGUAAUAAGAAAUAUAAAAAAAAAAUUAUGCUAACACAUGAAGUAAAUAAUGAUAAUCUUCAAAUUCGAUUAUAGAAAAAUGUUAAAACUUAAGUAUCAUUGCCAAGUACCUUUAUAAUAUUGUAAGUGGUAGCAAGUAUCUUAUCUGGCAUGAUACAUAUGUAUUUAUGUAUUUAGAUGAGAAUACAUUUUAUAAUCUACGAAGACAAAUAACCAAGGAACUAUCUGCAAAAAAAAAAAAAAGUAAAAAGAAAAAAUAAAAAAGAAAAAAAAAACAAGUAAACAAAUUGUUUAAUAAAAUAAUAUAAUUCAAUGGAAAAGCAUGAAUAUCUGAAAUUUAAGAAAGCGACAUUGUAAGGCAAUAAUCUUGUAAAGAUGUUCGGAAAGACUGUAGAAAAUAAACUAAAUAACGAGCAUAAAAAUAA
Molecule: messenger RNA, 3339 nt
Organism: Vespa crabro (European hornet)
Lineage: Eukaryota; Metazoa; Arthropoda; Insecta; Hymenoptera; Vespidae
Exons: 3
Coding region: 281-694 (137 amino acids)
Source: RefSeq, a predicted model, not a curated record